Molecule: messenger RNA, 3269 nt
Organism: Suillus paluster
Lineage: Eukaryota; Fungi; Basidiomycota; Agaricomycetes; Boletales; Suillaceae
Exons: 6
Coding region: 377-3103 (908 amino acids)
Source: RefSeq, a predicted model, not a curated record
AACGUCUUUGACUUGUGGGUACAUACGAGUCUUCUAAAGGAUUAGCAGACAGUCCACGUUACGGUGAUUCUCGGCUAUUCUCAGCACUAUCUGAAUCGGACGCCACGCAAUCAUUUGAAAUGCAUACCAUUCAACCAGUCCUCGAGUUUCCUUGGCUGCUUCGAAGUUCUUGGGAGUUGGCAGUUCAUCACAGGAAAUUGAACGUGACAGGACUGCAGCACAGGGUCUUAUAGCCUUAUUCCUGUUGACACAUCCAAAGGAUCUGAAAUCGUUUGCCACUUCUCUUACAGCACAGGAAGUCUGGGCGUCAAACUCCAAUUAUAAAACGUCCAGGGAUGUGUGGGCGAUAUCUCCACCUUAUCUCGACACUACUAGUAUGAGCAGAUACGCAGGAAUCGUGCAUCGCUCCCCGGACCAACGUCUUCUGCAUUUACCCCUCCAAGAGGUCGAUGUGAGAGUAUGGAUGGUUGACGUUUCGGCGAGGGUGGUGCUCUCACAAGUAUUCGAGAAUGUAUCAGAAAACCCUACCAGCCGGGCCAAAUAUGUAUUCCCUCUUCCAGCGAGUGCUGCCACUUGCGCUUUUGAACUCGAACAUGACGAUGGUCGGGUUAUAGUCGGUGUCGCGAAGGAGAAGUCAGAAGCCGCAGAGGCCUUCCAGAGUGCAUUGGAUGCCGGAAUGACUGCAGGGCUUGUAGAAUGGGCGACGGACGACAUAUUCACGAUCUCAAUUGGUUCGAUUCCCGCUAAGCAGAAGGUUACAGCAAGGUUGACUUUUGUAAUGGAUCUUUUGGACGAGGGGAGACAAGACCAUGUCCGUCUACAGCUUCCAAUGGCUAUUGCUGAACGAUACGGCGAGACACCAGCAGCCAUGCUCGAUACAUCUACAGUUGAUGAAAGCACGCGUGUUAAAAUCGCUGUGGACGUUCAAACUAGUGAUAAGAUACAGGAUAUACGCAGCCCUACUCACCCGACGAUCACUCGCAUGCGUUAUAAGACCCGUACCGGAAGAAAGUCUGAACGACGGAUGUCGGUAACAUGGUCGUCUGCGACAUUCCUACAAGAAGACUUCGUGCUGACGGUGCAUGCUCUUGGACUCGACAAGCCUCGGUGUUUCGCAGAAGUCGAUCCCCAGCAUGCGGAUACAAUUGCUAUGCAGCUCUCAUUUGUACCGAAGUUCAAGAUGCCUCGCGUAGCUUCGCAAGAGUACAUCUUCGUUAUUGAUCGCAGCGGAAGCAUGAGGGGAGCCCCAAUGGACACUGCUAAGCGCACGCUGGAAAUGCUUCUUCACCUAUUGCCCGAUUCACAAACAACUUUCAAUAUCUUCAGCUUCGGGAACGAGGUUGAUGGUCUGUGGGGACAAAGUGUGUCGUUCGAUCAGUCGACAAUGCAUCAGUGCGGUAAUCGAAUCUCGAAUAUACAAGUUAUGCAAGCCAACUAUGGAGGGACAGAAAUUGCGAAGGCCCUACAAUUCGCUAUUGCUUCACGUAACCACGAUCGCCCGACUGCGAUGUUCGUCCUCACUGACGGGGACAUACAUUCUUCCGCAAACCUUGACCCAUUCACGGUCGUCUCCACGGCUGUGAAUAACUGCAGGCCCAACGCACAAUUGAGAGUAUUUACUCUCGGGAUUGGUGCAAGUGUCUCUUCGGCCAUGUGUGAGCGCCUUGCCCGCGAAGGCGGGGGUGAAUGUCUGUUCGCCGUUCAAGUCGAGGACAUCACAGGAAAGUGUGCAAGGCUUCUGAACGCUGGUCGGACACGCGUGAUCGAGAGUGUCACAGUUGAUUGGCACGGUUUGGGAACUCCGCCAACCGUCAACUUCUCACCCUCGAGUCGCCAUCACCCGCUUCCGCCUAGCGUCGUGCAGCUGGAGCCUCCUCCUCCUAUGCAGCAGGUUCCGCAUACAAUCACGAAGAUAUUCCCCGGGAUGCGCUUCAAUGUCUUUGCGAUCACCACUUUUAGAUCGGUUCCUCCUGAAGUCAGGUUGCAUGCCAAGGUUAAAGGUUCGGCAGAGGUUCUCGAACUCGUGGUGCCUGUCACAGCAGUCAAACCAUUCAAGGACGAGUGGUCAUCCAUACCACUCCUGCAUACUUUGGCGGCACGAGAACUGAUGAAGCACUUGGCAGAGGGUAGGGCACCACUUCCCAAACCUAUGGCACCUGCCUCGGAUGAGGAAGUUCGAAAAGCGGCGAUAGUUCGCUUAGGACUUGAGCACCAACUUGUGAGCCAGCACACGUCCUUCGUUGCUGUAGAAUCCGGACGGGAGACAGCAAGGAGCCGGCUGCGCCGCUCAACGUCAUGGCAAAGGUCUCGGCGACAACAUGGAAAUGCUGGUGCCACUGUAGACGUUGUUGAUGAGGAUGCUUCAAAAACAGACAUGUCCACCGUGCAGACCGUUUUGGACAGCUUGUCUCAGGCGGUUUCUGCGGUGUUCAGCUUCUUCUUUCCAGAUACUCCCCCGACAACCCGAAGACGCCAGGGACCACUUCCUGGCACAUAUUAUUCUGCUGCACCAUCCCGCUCGGGCUCGCCAUUAAGUCAAAGUGAACAUUCAUUCCAACACGACAACUCGAGCACGGACACGUUCUCUACACUCAGUUCAUUGGAAGGCUCUUCUACUAGUUCCCGAUGGACCUACUCUCGGUCUUCCAGCCCCGUACCUCCCCCAGAAGAUCCAAUCGUGCGCGUUUCAUCGCCAGUCUUUGGUCCCAUAAAGAAUGCGCCACCAGGAGCACAGCAAUCGGGAAAUACAGCUCGCCCGGGAAGAACCCCCAUCCCUGCCCCACCACCCGUGCCCGAAAAAAUGUACACUCUCAUAUCGCUACAGAGCGCCGACGGCUCAUUCACGCCGUCGCCUCGAUUAGGGGAGCUUGUGGGCGUGGACACACUGGCUAAGGCGGCAGAACUAAAUGUCGACGGGAAUAUAUGGGCGACUGCAGUCGCUGUGGCGUACCUGAAACGUCAUCUGGGUUCAGAGCCAGAUUUACUGGAUGCUCUGUUGAAUAAGGCUCUGGAGUAUGUUGAGGGAAGGGGUGCGAGUUUACUGGUUGGACGAGAUUUUUUCAACUUGGUGGAGAUUGCAGGGAAGUCGGUGGGUUUGUCCUGAGUGCCUCACAGUGGUGAUAUGAUCGUUUCUUGCUCAACGUAUUCUAUACUGCUAUUACAUCUAAUGAUGUUGAACAACAGGAUUUCGUUAUGUUAAACAAGGCUGUUUGAUGAGACAUUGGUCUCCAAAAAAAUCGGAAAUGCUAAUGCGGCAACCUGACCACUGA